GAAUUUCAACGAAAGAGCUAGAUCCUGAGUCCAACAUCGAGGAACGCAGAGAUGCCGAAAUAGCCAAUGAAAGGUCUUGGGAAGAUGUGGACCAUACUGAACAGGACCUGGAGGUUGAGAAGGCACUAUGA
Acaulospora colombiana is the source of this 131-nucleotide messenger RNA. NCBI's taxonomy places the organism in Eukaryota, Fungi, Glomeromycota, Glomeromycetes, Diversisporales, Acaulosporaceae. The record is from the annotation of a GenBank genome assembly.